Messenger RNA from Mytilus trossulus (common blue mussel), 556 nucleotides. RefSeq lists its product as uncharacterized. NCBI's taxonomy places the organism in Eukaryota, Metazoa, Mollusca, Bivalvia, Mytilida, Mytilidae. The transcript has 6 exons. The record is from RefSeq and is a predicted model, not a curated record. Bases 38 to 400 code for a protein of 120 amino acids.
GCAGUCUCGCUUUACCACUUUAUACAUUCAUUACACGAUGGUUAAUAUAAGCGUUGUUCUUGUUUUAGUGCUGGCUGUUGGUUAUACUGUUGCCAUCGAUUGCUUCGGAUCAACAUGCAACGUAGAUCAAGAGUAUUGUCAGAUUAUGCUUAAGUCACAGACAGGACAAUGUUAUACUCAUCAUGGACAUGGGCACCAUGAAGACCAUCAGUCAUGCAUUGGUGCUCAUCACCCUGGGGACCAUUGUUUCUGCAAAGAUCAAGCUUGUGUUACCCAAAUUACGAUGGAGUGGGCCUCUAGUUCAACUGUCGCGCCAGCUGGCACGACUUCUGAUCCUGCAGGCGGAUCAAAUAUGACAACACUUGCUCCAAUGACCACACAGAUGCCAAUGACAACGUAAAUAUAGAGAAACUUUCAUCACAAGCAUGAUUGGAGGGGCAGUAAAAGACAUGACUAUACUUGUGAAUAAUUAAAUUAUUAUAUAUGAUUGACUUCUGAUAUACAUGUGAACUGAUUUCAUUCUGCUGACCACUAACUGCAUUAAACAGUGUCCAUA